This is a messenger RNA of Ctenopharyngodon idella (grass carp), 1853 nucleotides long. It is a transcript of the gene blzf1, whose product is annotated as basic leucine zipper nuclear factor 1. Bases 125 to 1333 code for a protein of 402 amino acids. Gene Ontology annotation, biological process: Golgi organization; Golgi to plasma membrane protein transport. Gene Ontology annotation, cellular component: Golgi membrane. The record is from RefSeq and is a predicted model, not a curated record. Lineage: Eukaryota; Metazoa; Chordata; Actinopteri; Cypriniformes; Xenocyprididae. The transcript has 7 exons.
GAAACAAGUGCUGAGCACUUCCGUUCCGCUGCUCAUCAGUUCCGCCGCGAUCAGCUGCUUCCGCUUUUGUCAUGGAUUCCGUGUGAGCGCGACACUGUGAGGCGGUAGAUCGUGAAGGACAGUCAUGUCUGCUGAAGUGAUCAUCAAAGAUGUGGCUGUCCGCGGCCCCGGCGAUGGCAUGGAGACCUACAAGCCUCCGGCGGCCCCUGAGCUGUCGGUGGAGGCUCCGCUCCUGAAGCUGGCCUCUCCGAAGCGCAGUCCGAGAGCCGCGGCGCCGGGAGUUUUACACCUGGGGAAGGUGAGCAGGGACGCCUGCACGGAGGUGGAGGCCGUGAGGAUCGUGGUUCCCCGGGCCGCUAUCAGCCGGAGCGCUCGCGUGGGGCCUCACGCUGAAGACAGAGGGUCCCCUCAGCACGGGGACGAGCGUCCUCCCUCACCGGAGCCGCUGGACUACAGGAGCGCCCUGGAGAAACUGCAGAACUCAGAGCGCCGCCUGCUGCAGGAUAAAGAGGGCCUGUCCAACCAGCUGCGCGUCCAGACAGAGGUGAACCGAGAGCUGAAGAAGCUGCUGGUGGCGUCGGUGGGUGAUGACCUGCAGUAUCACUUUGAGCGACUCGCGCGAGAGAAGAACCACUUGAUCCUGGAGAACGAGGCUCUGGGACGGAGCCUGACGCACACGGCCGAGCAGCUGGAGCGCAUGAGCAUUCAGUGCGACGUCUGGAGGAGCAAGUUCCUCGCCAGCCGCGUGAUGGCAGAGGAACUGACCAAUGCCAGAGCAGCUCUGCAGCGGCAGACCAGAGACGCUCAGUGUGCGAUUCAGGAUCUGCUGCGAGAAAGAGACGAGUUCUCCAGAGACAUGCUGCACACGCACAGGUCGCUGGAGCAGCUGCUGGUGUCUCUGCAGUGGGGUCGACAGCAGACGUAUUAUCCCAGCGCGCAGCCGCUCAGCACUGGAGAACUGGCUGCAGCCAAUCACAAGCUUGCAGACGCCAUCAACUCACAUCUGCUGGGGAACGUGAGCGGCAGCGGCGGCCCGAAGAAGAGCCAGAACCAGACCCAGAGCCGGAACCAGACCCAGAGCCGGAACCAGAACCAGAGCCGAAGCUCAGAGCUCUGCAACACGCCAGCCGAGAAGAUGGCCGAGAAGGUGCUGCGGAGUCUCGACCCCAUUUCCUGCUCUGAACAGGAAGUCACCGCAUCCCCGUCUGACCCGUCUCAUUCCCCCUUCCUGCCCAGUAAGAAGAGCAUCGGCCGCUUCCACCCGUACACACGCUACGAGAACAUCACCUUCAACUGCUGCGAGCGCUGCAGCGGGGAGCUCACGGUGCUGUAGGCCGUCAGAUCAACACACUCCAGUCAGUGUUAUGAUGGAUACCAAAGACAAACCCUCAUAUCAUCAGCGAUCGUAUCUCUAUGGGAUUCCCUGGGUCAGAUAUGGACGUGUCCGAGGUUUAUUCCCCCUCAUACUGUUUCACCCCUGCAUGAUUAUAUUUCUUCACUCAGAAGAUGUUUAGCAGUGAAAGUGGACACAAACUGAGCUCCUAAAUGACAAAAUUAAUUUUAGUGGAUUAUUCUUCUGCAGAUUUUAAAAUAUAAACGGUGUAAGAUGUUGUGUGUGUGUUUAUGGCUCAGCGUGUCUGAAUGCGGUGUAGGAUGUUCAUGUAAUGCAGUGUUUCUGGAAUAUAAUGCUGACUAACCCGUGACUGUAUUUACACUGUUUCAUACUUCAAUAUGAAUCCAGGCACACAUUUGAAGUGUUUCUGGACCAGAGUGUAUAAAAUCUUUGUUUUUAAAGCAUUUCAGUGAUAUUUUCUAUCAUUUCCCUUUACCAAAAUAAAUACUUUGGAGUGAAA